AUGUCAGGUGUUGUCUGCGCCUGGGCAAGCCUGCCAGAUGAAGUGUUGGAAUGGUACGAGACGGAAUUUUUGCCGCAACAGCGCAACGUAGAGGCUCAGCACUCGAUACAUUGCGAAGUCACCGCGAGCGGUAUGGAGCAUGAGCCAGUCGGAAAAUUAGAUGCGGCAUGGCCCUUCCUUACAGUCUACGAAGUCAAAGAUGUUGCCCAGACAAACAGAGAAAUCGAUAUCGCAUCUAAUGACCUACCGGAGGCGGCAAAGAGUGGUCCACUCAAGCAUGUGAACUUCGACGUCAGAUCAUACCGAGAAGUCAAAAGGUGGCAGAACGAAGAUUUUGAAGGCAACGGGAGUGCGGACAUCGAACACAUCGCAAGCAUAGCAGCCAUGGAAUGGACGAUCGAUGAGGCCAGAGAAGAGGAGGUUUUGAAGUAUUACUACGAAGUCGUUGGACCUACCAUUUCCAGCUCACCUGAUGUGCUGCGUUUUCGUCUCUUCAAACUCGACCGUGCAGUCGUUGUGGACAGGGAUCAGAAGAGAACUUUUUUGGAUAGCAAGGGUCUUCACCGAUACUUUACUCUUGUCGAGCUCGAAUCUGAAGAGUGGCCUUGGGAUGUUGUUGUCGACAUUGCAGAGAAACCAGGCUGGGCAGAGUACUUUGAAACACAGACAGUCGUGAAAUGGCAGCUUAGUCAUUACCUAACGAGAUCAACGUUCUGGGAACACAAGGAAAAGUCCUCCAUUUCCUAA
Messenger RNA from Bipolaris sorokiniana ND90Pr, 747 nucleotides. RefSeq lists its product as uncharacterized. Lineage: Eukaryota; Fungi; Ascomycota; Dothideomycetes; Pleosporales; Pleosporaceae. The record is from RefSeq and is a predicted model, not a curated record. Bases 1 to 747 code for a protein of 248 amino acids. The transcript is spliced from 3 exons.